This is a messenger RNA of Fusarium venenatum, 1197 nucleotides long. RefSeq lists its product as uncharacterized. Gene Ontology annotation, cellular component: membrane; mitochondrion. The record is from RefSeq and is a predicted model, not a curated record. Gene Ontology annotation, biological process: mitochondrion organization. NCBI's taxonomy places the organism in Eukaryota, Fungi, Ascomycota, Sordariomycetes, Hypocreales, Nectriaceae.
AUGGCCAUGUCCCUCGCGCGGGUGGCCCUCAGGGCACCGCAAUCGCAAUCGAGGCUUGCUGCCGCCGCCGCCACUAUCACGGCUCGAACCAUUGCCGCCCACGGACGACCCUUCAGCACCACGAACCGAGCUCUUAUCCCCUCCGGCUUCGGAUCUCCGAUUGUUCCCUCUUACUUUUCUAAGCCUCGGCUCCCGGCCAACACGGUUAUUCGAUUCGUGCCUCAGCAGACGGCUUGGAUUGUUGAGCGUAUGGGAAAGUUUAACCGUAUUCUCGACCCUGGUCUGGCUGUCCUUAUGCCCUUUAUCGAUCGAAUCGCAUACGUCAAGAGUCUCAAGGAAGUCGCCAUUGAGAUUCCUAGCCAGAGUGCCAUCACUGCGGACAACGUUACUUUGGAACUUGACGGUGUUUUGUUCACGCGUGUCUUUGAUGCGUAUAAAGCAAGCUAUGGGGUCGAGGAUGCCGAAUAUGCUAUUUCUCAGCUCGCCCAGACGACUAUGCGAUCCGAGAUCGGUCAACUGACCCUUGACCAUGUCCUCAAGGAACGUGCUGCGCUCAACACCAACAUUACAGCUGCCAUCAACGAUGCCGCGGAGGCUUGGGGUGUUACCUGCUUGCGUUACGAGAUUCGAGAUAUUCACGCCCCUGGUGCUGUUGUCGAGGCCAUGCACCGUCAGGUCACUGCCGAGCGUUCCAAGCGUGCUGAGAUUCUCGAAUCCGAAGGUCAACGACAGAGUGCCAUCAACAUUGCCGAGGGUAAGAAGCAGAGUGUUAUUCUGGCUUCCGAGGCGUUGCGCGCCGAGCGCAUCAACGAGGCCGAUGGUGAAGCUGAAGCUAUCCGUCUCAAGGCGACUGCCACUGCUCAAGGUAUCGAUGCUGUCUCAGAAAGUAUCCUCAAGGGUGAUACUGGUGCCCAGGCUGCUGUCAGCUUGAGAGUUGCCGAGAAGUACGUCGACGCCUUUGGCAAGCUGGCUCGCGAGAGCACUGCUGUUGUUGUCCCCGGAAACGUUGGAGAUAUCAGUGGUAUGAUUGCUACUGGUCUCAGUGUCUUUGGCAAGGUUGGCCAGGCUCAAGCACAGACUAUGGCUAAAGCUAUUGUUGAGCCCAAGAAGGAGACUGCAGAGCUCGAUGGUCAGGCGAAGCCCGAUGUUAAGGAGACAGUUCUUGAGAGCUUCAACCAAGCGACUGCCAAGAGAUAA